AUGGAGAAUAAAGGAGGAUUGAUAAGAAUGUUCACAUCUUAUGAAUGUACAAUAACCAAGUUUGCAAAAACAAGUGAAGGAAAGCAAAUUGAAGAAGUGGUUAUGGAUAAAGAGUUUUGGAAAAAUAUUGUUAUUUGUUGUAAUCGUGCUUAUCCUCUGAUUAAAGUACUUCGCUUAGUGGAUUUUGGUGAAAUUCCAGCGAUGGGAUUAAUUUAUGAGGAAAUGGACAAAGCUAAAGAGAAAAUUCAAGCUAACUUCAAUGGUGUUCAAAGAAGUUACAAGCCUUUAUGGGAUAUAAUUGAUGAAAGGUGA
Molecule: messenger RNA, 312 nt
Organism: Lathyrus sativus (Indian pea)
Lineage: Eukaryota; Viridiplantae; Streptophyta; Magnoliopsida; Fabales; Fabaceae
Source: the annotation of a GenBank genome assembly